AGAGGGCACUACUUUUCAUCCCUUUUUCUUAUCAAUCUGACGAUCAAAAAAACCGUUAUGCCGUUAUGGACUUUGAUCAUCUCGCCGAGCAAGAAUCCCAACGAAUAUUCAAAAGAUGGAUCCAACACCUCGUUAAAAAUUCUUCGGAGACGCUGGUUACCAAGCUAGCCCUUCAACACCGGCCUGGUAUACCAGUUUCAACAACACGGUUCUCCCAUGGUGCCUUCAACUUUUGCUACCAAGUCGCUUACGAGGACGGAUGUCGCGUUCUGGUCCGGUUCACGGCACUGGGCCGAGCCGUGUUCCGGCACGAGAAGGUUCAGGAUGAGGUUGCCAUUAUGAGAUAUUUAGCUGAGAAUACGCCGAUACCCAUUCCCACCGUACUGGGCUCCGGGAGGUGUGCGGUUGGGCCCUACGUCGUCAUGACCCUUUUAGAGGGUAACUUGCUGUCGAGGUAUCUCAGGGAUCCGAUGAAACAGAUCGAGACGUUGAAUCUGCAUAUUUCCGAGUGUGCGUUGAAGAAGGCAUAUCGCGAUAUAGCUGAUAUCGUCCUUGAGCUGUCCAAACCGGAAUUCUCGUUCAUCGGAGCCCUGAGACAGGAUAAAUCGGGCGACUGGUCUGUACACAAAAGGCCGUUGACGUUUAAUAUGAACCGGAUAGCGCAGUUCUCCAACAUUCCGCCUAGCGCAUUUGCGGAAGACCGGUUCAGCAACGCGGCCGAUUACUUCGAAGAACUCGCCAAACAGCAUCUAUACCAUCUCGAGUACCAGCGCAAUGAUGCGGUGAUGAACGAACAAGACUGUCGAAAGAAGUAUGUGGCUCGCUGUCUGUUCCGCAGAAUAUCAAGAAAGGUGUCCAAGGAACACCGCCAUGGCCCUUUCCGGUUAUUCUGUGACGACUUCAGACCAGACAAUAUUCUGGUCGACCAAUCGAAGCUUGAGAUUAUCGGCGCUUUCGACUGGGAGUGGUCAUACGCUGCUCCUGCGGAAUUCACCCACGCUGCGCCCUGGUGGCUGCUACUCGAGCGCCCAGAAGACUGGGAAAUGAACCUCGAUCACUUCCUAGAGCGCUACAUGCCUCGACUCUCCAUAUUCCUGGAGGCACUCCGAGAGUGCGAAUCCAGGAAGAUUUGCGAGGACUCGCUCUUAGAAGAGCAAUGUCUCUCAGACGCCAUGGAAGACUCCAUGGAAAACGGGCUAUUCUGGUUUUGCCUCGCGGCAAGACACGGCGCCAUGUUUGAUGAGAUCUACUGGGCUUACCUCGACCAAAGAUAUUUCGGGCCAUUUACUACACUUGAAGACCGGAUGCGUCUCCUGAGUGAUGAAGAACGGAUGAACCUCGAUGGCUUUGUGCAGCGCAAAUUGCGGCAGUCAAGCGAGGGGACCUUGGAAACCCAUCUAAGCAUCGAUGAAAUUGCUGAGCUGUAGGCACCUGCCUACUAUAAUUUUCCAUUUUGCUGCUCUCGAGCACGAGAGCAUGCGUGUAUUACUACUUUACUCUGUAUAUUAGCAUGUCUCUACUCAUACCCAGAUUGAUACCAAGCGAUACUUAAUAUAUUUCGGGAAUUUUGUCACCUGCGAACCCCAUU
Aspergillus glaucus CBS 516.65 is the source of this 1588-nucleotide messenger RNA. Its product is annotated as phosphotransferase family protein. Bases 66 to 1427 code for a protein of 453 amino acids. NCBI's taxonomy places the organism in Eukaryota, Fungi, Ascomycota, Eurotiomycetes, Eurotiales, Aspergillaceae. The record is from RefSeq and is a predicted model, not a curated record. The transcript has a single exon.